Chanos chanos (milkfish) is the source of this 2737-nucleotide messenger RNA. RefSeq names its product rabaptin, RAB GTPase binding effector protein 1 (gene rabep1). Gene Ontology annotation, cellular component: intracellular membrane-bounded organelle. The record is from RefSeq and is a predicted model, not a curated record. The transcript has 19 exons. The coding region runs from base 77 to 2668 and encodes 863 amino acids. Lineage: Eukaryota; Metazoa; Chordata; Actinopteri; Gonorynchiformes; Chanidae. Gene Ontology annotation, molecular function: GTPase activator activity; growth factor activity. Gene Ontology annotation, biological process: endocytosis.
UGUGGUAGCCUGUUUUGUUGGGCACUCCUAGCUUUCCUCUACAGAGCCGGUAAUUUUUAUCCUGCCCCGGGAAACCAUGGCCGAUCAGGCCUCGGAAUCCACCCGGCCACCUCAGCAUGACGGGGCUCUACAGCAACGCGUGGCCGCCUUGGAACAGGAGAGAGCCGAGUUCCAGAAGCUGAAACAGCAGCUGGAGCUGGAGUUCAACCAGAAACGGGCUAAAUUUAAGGAGCUUUAUCUGUCAAAAGAAGAGGAGCUGAAGAGGCAGGCUACAUCCCUGGAGGCCUCCCAGGCAGAGCUGAGUCGGGUACAGGCCCAGCUGGCUGAGGCUCGUGCGGAGAUGGAGAACAUCAAAGCGGUGGCCACGGUCUCGGAAAGCACCAAGCAGGAAGCCAUCGACCAGGUCAAACAACAGUGGCAGGAGGAGGUUGCAUCGCUGCAGGCUAUCAUGAAAGAUACCGUUCGGGAAUAUGAGGUGCGGUUCCAUCAGAGGUUGGAGCAGGAGCGCACUCAGUGGGCGCAGUACCGAGAGGCCAUGGAGAGGGAGAUGACGGAGUUGAGACGCCGCCUGUCUGAAGGCCAGGAGGAGGAGAACUUGGAGAACGAGAUGAAGAAGGCCCAGGAAGAUGCAGAGAAGCUCCGGUCAGUGGUGAUGCCAAUGGAGCAGGAAAUUGCGGCUUUGAAGGCCAAGCUGACCAGCUCUGAGGAACGGGUCAAAGAGCUGGAGGCCUCCAAGGUAAAAGAACUCAAUCAUGUUUUGGAGGCUGAAAAAUCUUGCCGGACAGACUUGGAGAUGUAUGUUGCAGUCCUCAACACCCAGAAGUCUGUCCUUCAGGAAGACGCAGAAAAACUUCGUAAAGAACUCCAUGAAGUGUGUCACCUCCUGGAGCAAGAACGCCAGCAGCACAACCAGCUGAAACACACCUGGCAACGCGCUAACGACCAGUUCCUGGAGUCGCAGCGUCUGCUGAUGCGGGAUAUGCAGCGCAUCGAGAGCGUGCUGUCCUCAGAACAGCUUCGUCAGGUGGAAGAGAUGAAGAGGAAGGAUCAGGAGGAAGAUGAGAAGGAGUGGAUCAGUCAGGCUAAAGAAGCGAACGAGGAAGAUGGGACGGAACCCGCAGAGACAGCCGAGGACUCCCUCCUCGGCCUCUCCAUGGAAGAGAACCAGCAGAAUCACAGUAUCCACAGUUCUUUACACUCCCUGGAUGCAGACACGCCGGCCCGUGGGGACGGUUCUGACCCUUAUAAGGACGGCCUGAGGAGGGUCCAGUCCACGGACAGCCUGGGCUCGUCGGGGAGCGUCCUUCAGGCCCACGGGCUGGGUGGCCAGAACCACAAAGCCAAGUCGGCCAGCCACCUGGACGAGUCGGACUUUGGCCCGUUGGUGAGCGCCGACUGCGGGGGCAUCGAGAGUCCGGAGACCUCCUCCAUCUGCUCCCUCCCCCAGCCCACGUCAGGUCACUUUCUCCUCACCAAGGACCAAGAGAAGGCCAUUAAAGCCAUGACACCUGAACAAGAGGAGACUGCCUCUCUGUUGUCUAGUAUUUCACAUGCCCCUGACACAGCCUACCUGCCGCCGGCUGGUUAUCGCCUCGUAAGUGACAGUGAGUGGAAUCUACUGCAGCAGGAGUUGAAAAAUGCGGGGAGGAAGUUGGGCCGUCGUUGUGAUAUGUGUUCCAACUAUGAGAAACAGCUCCAAGUCAUCCAGAGUCAAGAGGCCGAAACACGGGACCAGGUGAAGAAGCUGCAGGCUAUGUUGCGACAAGCUAACGACCAGCUGGAGAGGACGAUGAACGAGAAACAGGAGUUAGAAGAUUCGGUCAAACAGAGCAAUGAGGAAACCACUGCUAAGGUCUCAACACUGAUGCAGAAAGUUCAGGACUCUGAAUCUCUGCUCGGUGCUCUCCAGCAGGCUUUCAGCCAGGCCAAGAGGAACACACAAGAACAGAUGGCUGUACUGUUACAGUCCAGGGAGCAGGUGGCAGAGGAACUGAGUCGAUUACAGAAGGACAAUGAGAGUCUUCAGGGCAAACACAGAUUGCACCUUGCCCUGCAGCAGGAGGAAGACUUCCAGAUGCCCACUACUGUCCAGGAACUCCAGUCUUUGGUGCUGCAGUUCCGGGAGGACAUUGUUUCUGUCCGCACGGCGUCGGAGCACUUGGAGGAGAAACUGAAGGCGGAGAUCCUGUUUUUGAAGGAGCAGAUCCAGGCGGAGCAGUGUUUGAAAGAGAACCUAGAAGACACAUUACAGCUGGAGAUUGAAGGCUGUAAGGAGGAGAUAGACAUCUUGGAAGCAUCAUUUUCCAGCCUGAAGACAGAGUUGGAGCGCGUAAAGAGUGAGAAAGAGCAGUUGGAGAGCAGCCUCGCGGAGAAGAGCCAGGAGCUGGACGGCCUUCAGGGCCUGAAGAGCAGUCUGGAGGAACAGCUCAAAGAUGCACUCGCCAGCAAGACAGCGCUGGAGACACAGGUGUUUGACGAGAAGGACAAAGCUCAAAGGCUGCAGACAGAGUUGGAUGUCAGCGAGCAGGUGCAGAGAGACUUUGUCAAGCUGUCCCAGACCCUACAGGUCCAGCUUGAACGUAUCAGACAAGCCGACUCCUUAGAGCGCAUUCGCGCCAUUCUCAACGACACCAACCUGACAGAUAUCAGCCAGCUCCCUGAGACAUGAUGCUGCUCCGCUUUAGCUCUGUCUCCAAGACCAACCCCUCCCUGUCCUGGACCUCCAGCCCGUUACAUC